Molecule: messenger RNA, 4248 nt
Organism: Anisakis simplex (herring worm)
Lineage: Eukaryota; Metazoa; Nematoda; Chromadorea; Rhabditida; Anisakidae
Source: the annotation of a GenBank genome assembly
UUGUGUCGCAAAGUAUUCAAAUAUAAUUACGAAAUUUCAGUUUCUGUUAUGUAUUCAAUACUGCACGAAACGGAUGACUCAACAACGGUUAACUUCAGCGAAUAUGGGAAAUUUUUACCUGGGAAUGGCAUGCAGUUGGUCACGAUUGGUGCAAAAUUCCUACGACUGCACCGAUUCAAUCCGUAUGGUUUGGUACCAGAUGUGGAACAUCAAUGGAAUCAGACCACUCGAUUGGAAUGCUUAUUGAGCGUUCGUCUGUUAGCACCUGUUAAAUCACUAGCGGUUGCUAGAAUACCACAAAAUCCAAACUGUGACUGCCUUCUGCUUGGUUUCGAUAAUGCUAAACUAUCGGUGGUUGGCUUCAAUACCGCCGAACGUUCACUGAAGACAAUUUCAUUGCAUUGUUUCGAAGAGGAACUCCUAAAAGAUGGAUAUGUCACCGAUUUGCCAAGUCCGCUGAUUCGUGUUGAUCCGAAUCAGCGAUGCGCGGUGAUGCUUAUAUAUGGAAGAUAUUUAGCCGUGCUACCGUUUGACGAAGCGUCACCACACUUGCACACCUAUACAAUACCGUUAACAUCAAUUGAUCCACGUCUUGUAAAUAUUAUUGAUAUGACAUUUUUGGAUGGUUAUUAUGAACCGACGUUGAUCUUCUUGUUCGAACCUGCCCAAACGACGGCCGGGAGAGCAUGUGUUCGGUACGAUACGGUUUGUAUGUUGGGUGUGUCGUUGAAUGUCAAAGAACAAGUGCACGCUUCAGUAUGGCAAUUGAACAAUUUACCGAUGGAUUGUACUCAAGUGUUGAUGAUACCGCGUCCGGUUGGCGGUGCAUUAUUCAUUGGUCCAAACGAAGUGAUUUAUUUGAAUCAGUCAGUGCCACCUUGCGGUAUUAUGUUGAACAGUUGUAUGGAAGCAUUCACAAAAUUUCCGUUAAAAGACGCAAAAGAGAUGUGUUUAACACUUGACAGUUGUGCUGCGUGUGUGAUUUCAUCAAAUAAGAUAGCAGUUUGCUUAAGAAAUGGCGCAUUGUAUAUGCUGACGCUUGUGAUUGACAGCACGAAUUCGGUGAAGUCAUUAGAGUUGAAUCAUGAAUUUGAGGUAUCAAUUCCGUACACAAUAACCGCAUGUUCAACUGGGUAUUUAUUUAUUGGCUCACGGGUCGGUGACUCACAACUGAUUGAAUACGUUACCGAGCUCGUACCGGUGGAUGAUCCUUCUGAGGCUAAGAAACCGAAACUUGAACCGACAGUGACAUCACAGAAUCCGUUGGAAGAUGAGGAUCUCGAGCUGUACGGGAAAGCACUUCCAUCGGGUGCCGCUCAAGAGGCCACUGUUGAGAAGAUGCGUUUUCGGGUACUUGAUCGUUUGCUAAAUGUAGCACCAUGUAAGAGGAUGACGGUUGGUUGUUGUGAAGGAUUGAAUUCGUACUUGCAAGGUCACCAGCGUCUUGAUCCAGUCUUUGAUUUGGUAUGCGCAUGUGGUCACGGUAAAGACGCAAGUAUUUGCAUAUUCCAACGAAGUAUUCGACCGGAUAUUAUUACGAGUAGUAGCAUUGAAGGUGUUAUUCAGUAUUGGGCAGUGGGCCGACGGGAAGAUGACACUCACAUGUAUAUUAUAGCUUCAAAGGAGUUGGGUUCCUUGGCAUUGGAAACGGAUAAUGAUUUGAUUGAGUUAGAAGCACCGAUUUUCAUUACUUCUGAAUCAACAAUUGCAGCAGGUGAACUGGCUGAUGGUGGACUGAGUGUUCAGGUAACAACAUCAAGCAUCGCAGUUGUAGCCGAAGGACAACAAAUUCAACUGAUACCUCUCCAGCUGACAUUUCCAGUUUUAAGUGCAUCAAUUGUUGAUCCUUUCGUAGCAAUUUGCACGCAAAACGGAAGAUUGUUAUUGUAUGAACUCGAGAAUACACCUCAUGUUCACUUGAAAGAAGUGGAGAUAAACAGUAAGCUGAUACAUAACGAUUCGCCGAUCACUGCAACGUGUGUGUAUCGUGAUAUGAGUGGAAUAAUUCAAUUUUGUUCCACAUCCUCAGCGAUCAAGCAAAGCACUUCGUCGGCGUACAAUAAAAGCGAGAUGGAUUUGGAUGAUUUUGAUGAUCUUCUGUUGUAUGGAGAUUCCAAGAAAAAACAACGGGAGACGCGCAAGAAACGUAAAAUCGUCGGCACACGACAGAAUCUUGGCGAUACGCCGCAAUUAGAAACCGACGUGGUAGAUCCCAAUACUGUGGUACCAUCGCAUUGGAUUAUUUUGGCACGUGAGAAUGGUAAUCUGUAUGUGUACUCAAUACCAGAAAUGCAACUGGUUUAUAUGAUCAAAAAAUUCAAUCAUUUACCUGAUAUUGCGACUGAUGAAAUGAACUACGCUGAAGAGGAGAAACAGCAUUCGACCGUAAUUGCACCCUCAGUAGAAACAUCGCAUGCGUUGGUGAACGAGGCACUUGUGGUGAAACCUGAAGAGUUGAUUGUUGAAGUGUUACUCACCGGUAUGGGUAUGAAUCAGUGUCGGCCAGUUUUGUUCGUUGUUGUCGAUGAUGUUGUAUCGGUUUACGAGAUGUUCGCAUUCGAUAAUGGCAUCGUUGAGCAUCUUGCGAUUAGAUUUAAGCGAUUACAUCAUAACGCAGUGAUAAGAUCGAAUCGUUUCCAAACCAGUGAGGGUCGUGCUCCGGUUGAGGCUGCUCGCGAUACGGCACGUUAUCGAACAGCGUUACAUCCGUUCGAAAGAAUUGGAAAUAUCUUGAAUGGUGUUUUCAUAUGUUCAUCAUAUCCAUAUCUUUUCCUGAUGGAUAGUGGAAUUUUGCAUAUGCAUCCACUUAAUUUAGAGGGUUCGAUCACCUCGUUUACGGCAUUCAACAACGCGGUAUGUCCGAAUGGUUUCGUCUACUUAACCGAACGAGAAUGGAGUAUGCGAAUCGCGACUCUACCGUCAAACAUGGAAUUGGAUCACAGUUUUCCGGUUCGUAAGAUUCCAACUGGUCGAACCAUCCAUAACGUUGUUUAUUUGCUGCAAUCGAAUACGUUUGCUGUUGUGAGUAGUCAAAAGAAACCGAAUAAUAAAUUAUGCGUUUUGGUGAAUGAAGAUAAAUCGUUUGAAACGCACGAAAAGCCAGACUCUUUCGUACUCCCAGAAAUAGACGCAUACGAUCUCAAGCUAUACUCACCGGAAGACUGGAAACCAGUGCCGAACACCGAAAUUAAGAUGGACGAUUUCGAGGUGCUAACCUCAUGUGAGGAGGUACUGUUAAAGUCGGAAAGUACCGUAGCGGGUGUACAAAACUAUUUGGCCGUUGGAACGGCAUGUAAUUAUGGUGAAGAAGUGUUGGUGCGAGGACGUAUAAUCAUCUCAGAAAUUAUUGAGGUGGUUCCAGAACCUGGUCAGCCAACAAGUAAGCAUCGAAUAAAAACGCUCUACGAUAAAGAGCAAAAGGGUCCGGUUACAAGUCUAUGCUCAUGUAAUGGUUAUUUAUUGUGUGGAAUGGGUCAAAAGGUAUUCAUAUGGCUAUUUCGUGAUAACAACCUUCAAGGUAUUUCAUUUUUGGAUAUGCACUUCUACGUUCAUCAAUUGGUUGGUGUUCGGAAUUUAGCACUUGCGUGUGACAUCUACAAAUCUGUUGCACUUCUACGUUACCAGGAAGAAUAUAAAGCGUUAUCGUUAGCAAGUCGUGAUAUGCGAGCUGUCGUACAACCACCAAUGACCGCGCAGUUUUUGAUUGACAAUAAACAGAUGGCAUUCAUAAUGUCCGAUGAAGCGGGUAAUAUCGCUGUCUUUAAUUAUUUACCCGAAACGUUGGAGUCGUUCGGUGGUGAACGUUUGAUAUUGCGUUCUGAAAUCAAUAUAGGAACGAAUGUGAACAGUUUCGUGCGAGUUAAAGGACAUAUUUCGAAUGGAUUUGUUGAAAACGAGCAUUAUUCGUUGAAUCGUCAGAGCGUUCUGUUUUGCUCGUUGGAUGGAAGUUUUGGUUUUGUGAGACCAUUGAGUGAGAAGGUGUUUCGACGACUACAUAUGCUGCAACAGUUAAUGUCCUCAUUGGUUGCUCAACCAGCCGGUUUGAAUAUCAAAGGUUCAAGGGCGGCUAGGCCCCAAAGGCCAAACCAUUAUUUGAACAUACGUAAUAUGGUCGACGGUGACGUCGUAUUUCAAUAUUUGUAUUUGUCAUUGGCUGACAAAAAUGAUUUAGCUCGUAAAUUAGGUACAAGUCGAUAUCAUAUCAUUGAUGAUCUCAUUGAAAUAAAUCGAGUGACAUCUCAUUAUUGA